Aspergillus costaricaensis CBS 115574 is the source of this 3027-nucleotide messenger RNA. RefSeq names its product tubulin gamma complex associated family protein. Gene Ontology annotation, cellular component: centrosome; gamma-tubulin complex; equatorial microtubule organizing center. Lineage: Eukaryota; Fungi; Ascomycota; Eurotiomycetes; Eurotiales; Aspergillaceae. The transcript has 2 exons. The record is from RefSeq and is a predicted model, not a curated record. Bases 172 to 3027 code for a protein of 951 amino acids. Gene Ontology annotation, molecular function: gamma-tubulin binding; microtubule minus-end binding. Gene Ontology annotation, biological process: spindle assembly; mitotic cell cycle; cytoplasmic microtubule organization.
CUUGCGACCACAUUGACCCCACACCUACAUCUCACCCUGUGCCGGCCCCUAAAUACCCUUUACCUGCUUCUACCGGAGUGCCGGACCGGUCUCUCCGAUUCCCGCGAUUACGCGAUCGUUUGCGACCCGUUGCCCUGUACAGCAUCUACAACUUGGUAUCGCGUGAGGACGAUGGAUCCGGAGGACUCUCUUGCAGACCCGUUCUCCAGCCACGGCCUGUGGAGAAUCUCCAAGUUUACCCUACAGUCUCUACAGCCAUUGGAGCCCUUGGGGUGGGAUGAGAAGCUGCCUGACCUUUCGAGUGCUUUCUUCGAGUCUCCAUUGAAUAUCUUCGACAAGUUCGGCACCGAAAUUCCUAGCCUAAAUCCAUUCGGUACCGAGCUAUCAGAUGCGGAUCAGACGCUAGUGUUGGAUACUGCUACUUCAAGUGAAAAUGAAGUUAUUGCGACUACUGAUCAGCAGAACGUUGAAGAGGAACUGGAGGAUAUAUGGGCACUUGGAAAUCAGGAUAUCAAGCAAGAGCGCUGCGACUUUUUGAAAUCAUGGGAGAAAUACCGAGAGAGGACAUAUCGCGAACCUGUCUCGGCAUAUUUCAGCGAAUCGGGUGCGAAAGGCUUUGAUGCUGCAUUGGCACGGCAAGCUGCAAAGGUGGGAACACAAACCCAGAGGUUCAUGGUCCGGCGAGAUGUGUUCUUCCAGGCGUUGCUCAAGCUUGGGCUUGGGUGGAGCUCCAUGUUUUUCUGUUACAAUGAACAAAAUAAACGGUUCGAACGAGUGCACAACAAUAUUCGGAUUUCUGGAGUAACAUCGGUUGCACUAAAUGGAAUUACCGAGGAGCUGCUUGAGUGUGGCACAAACAUGCAGAAAAUACGAGCUUUUGCCAACAAAGUGCCGAGCAGGACAAAAGAACUUUCUUCUCGGUCGGCCUUUGCGAGUGCCGCGGCUGUGGUUGUUCAUACACUUGAAAAGCGGCUUGUCGGACAGUUCGCUAGUAUUACCUCUCUCCUUCAGAUCAAGGCGCUAUUUUGUGAAUGCGGCAAGGUGGUGAACGUCCUGGCGAAUGUGAUCGAGGCAGUUGAUAUUGCAAUGUCCGAGGCACAGAUAAUUUCUGUUGUUUCUGAACGAGCCGCCCACUUCUCGCAACUAUUCGACCAUAUAGAACCUCUCUUACGCGAGAUCGUGAGUCGAGUGGCCGAGCCUUGGCUGAGGCAAGUAGAGAUCUGGGUUGGCCUUUGUCCAGAGACAGCGGCAUCAGUAGAGCUGGCUUCCAGUGGUAGGAGCUUUGUUGUCGCGGAGAACCAGGAGAUAACUAGAAAGACCACAAAGAUGCCGAGGGUUGACUACAAAUAUCUACCUGAUAAUAUGCCCUCCCUCAUCCCCAAUGAUCUGGCGUCUUUGGUUUUCGAGAGUGGACGAAGCCUCAGGCUCCUCAAAACACAUCACCCACAACAUCCAGUCGCCAAUCACGAGAUGUAUCAUUCUACUUCACCCACUUUUGAAUGCGCAGGUACGUGGUUUGAUAUCACCAGGAUAGAAAAGAAGGCCGCCGAGUACGAAGCUAGACUACGUUUUGAGAUACUCAAAUAUAACCGUGGUGAUAUGCAUCAAGGGUCAGACAGAAUGUUCGUUACAGAGGCUUCCGAGCCCACUGGGGAGUCAGAUGUGCUCGCGGACACUUUUGAACUCUUUGACCUCGAUAAUAUGCCAAAUACCACGGGGCUGUUACCAAUGGACGGAAGCUCUCGGGAUAGGCUUGGCUGUCUAGUUGACGGAAAUGUCCACUGCCAUGCCGAACAACCUGCAGCUCAUAGCAGCUUCGGACCUGAAAUAACUUCAUCAUAUUACCUAUCAUUGGCGCCUCUUCUCUGCUCCCAGGCGCUGUUGAUCGAUUUCUCGUGUCUCCAUCUACUAUUCAAAGAGCAUCAUCUCCGAACCCACCUCAACCUCCAAUGGCGAUUUCAGCUCCUUGGUGAUGGUUAUUUCACCUCUCGUCUCUCUGAUUCCCUUUUCGACCCCGACAUGGAAAGUGGUGAGCGAAAGGCUGGUGUAGUGAGGAAUGACGUUCACGCUGGUUUGCGCUUGGGAAGCAGGGAUACAUGGCCUCCAGCCAGUUCAGAAUUACGGCUGGUGCUCAUGGGACUACUCAAUGAGUGCCAUGAUGCGGAGAAACGCCUGGACCCGUCAAUGGACUCUUGCCUCUGGAAUGAAAAGGAACUACCUGGUGGCCUAAGCUUCUCCAUCCGCGACCUUACAGAUGAAGAGGUCGUGAAAUGUAAGGACCCAAAUGCCAUCGAGGCGCUUGAUUUCCUUCGUCUACAAUAUAAACCCUCGCCUGUCCUGGAGACCAUAUUGACUCCGAGUUCUCUUGACAAAUAUGACCGUCUCUUCAAGCAUUUGCUUCGACUGCUACGCAUGGAUUCAGUUGUCAGAAGUCUCAUUCGAGACUCAACUGCGAGAGACUCCCUAUCAGGUGAUACGCGGAAUGUGAUCCAGAAAUUUCGGGUCGAUGCUCAGCAUUUUGUGCUGGCCCUAAGUGACUACUGCUUUCAUGUCGGCAUUGGUUCUACAUGGCGACGAUUCCAGGAGACGCUUUCUAAUAUUGAAUCGUGUCUUGAUCGACAUGACAUCGAUGGUACAGUCGAAGCGGCCAGCUCAGUGCCUAGGUUGCGGGACUACCAUGAAGACGUCUUAGAUCAGAUGCUUUAUGCUCUCUUUCUCAGCAAAAAGCAUACCGAGGUCGCAAUUCUUCUCGAUGAGAUCUUCGGAACGAUUCUCACCUUCGCUCCGCUGUCGCAACUGGACGGGAUUAAUGGUGUACGGCACGAGGCUGAGCCUGCUGUUCGUCGAUUGUACAAUCUCUUUAGGAAACAAACCUCUGCCUUUGUUGGCUAUCUACGCAGUAUCGAAGGCAUCAAGUCGACGUCGAGGUCUUUAGAUCGGUGGGAUACGACGUUCACUGCCAAGGAGGAGCCUGCGACAGUCUUCGACCAUCUGUUGGCCCGUUUAGACACGAAAAGGUACUACUGA